GGGCCGCUUCCGCCGGGCAGCACGCGCGGGCCGCCGCCAUGAAGCCGAGAAAAAACACAAAGCGAGUUCCAAGUUUUCGCAAGUUACUGAGAACUAGUCAAAUAAAACUUGACAAUAAAUUAAAGAAUAAACAGUACAAGCAGAAGAGUGCUGCUAAGAAGUAUCGUAAAGAACAAAAGAAGCUAAGGGAGGCUGUCAGAGAUGCUAUUUCUAGAAAGCCUUUUCCACUGGAGGAAUGCAAGAAGAAACAAGUUGCUAAAAAAUGGGAAGAAAAAGAAGAAGAAGAUGCUCUUCCACUGGACAUGAUGGAUGAAGAUGACUUAAAAUUAAUGGAGGAUCUGGCCCAAAAAGCAUCCUUUUUAACCAGAGAUCUUUCUUCUAAUGAACCUGUUCACGUCAAAAAACGAAAACAUGAAAGUGUGAUUGAGAAAUAUGAGAAGGUGCCAAGACGUUUGCAAACAGAGCCAGAAAAAGAACUCAUCCAUCUGCUCCCCAUCAAAGACAAAAGUGGCAUAAUUCCUCAAGCUGUGGAAAAGCCAGUUCUCAAUGUUGCACAUGACGAAGAAGAGGACACGGAAGAUAUGGAGGAAGGAGAGGACUUUAAUGAGGAACCCCUGCCUGUUCUCACUCCUGAGGAAAUGGCUGCUCAAAGGAGACAGAAGCUACAGGAGAGGAAGAUGCACAUAGCUGCCUUAGCAUCUGCCAUUCUCUCGGAGCCAGACAGCAAUAUUAAGAAGCUGAAGGAGCUGCGUGCCAUGCUGAUGGAGCAGGAUCCUAACGUGGCUGUGAUUGUUAGGAAGCUGGUCAUGGUGUCUUUGAUGGAGAUAUUCAAAGAUAUUGCACCUUCGUACAAAAUUCGGCCUCUGACCGAAGCAGAAAAGGCUACCAAGGUUAAAAAAGAAACACAGAAACUGAGAGAAUUUGAAGAAGGCCUUGUAAGCCAGUAUAAAUUUUACUUGGAAAAUCUGGAACAAACAAUUAAAGAUUGGAAGCAAAGGAAAAUGAAGAAAAGCAAUGUCAUCUCAUUAAAGGCAUAUAAAGGUCUAGCAGAGGUAGCAGUGAAGUGUCUGUGUGAGCUGCUUGUAGCCCUACCCCACUUCAACUUCCACAAUAACAUUAUUGUUCUCAUUGUUCCACUCAUGAAUGAUCCAUCAAAAAUGAUUUCUGAACUGUGUGUUGAGGCUGUUAAGAAGCUCUUUAAACAGGACAAGUUGGGCUAUGCUUCACUUGGUGUAGUUAAAGUAAUUUCUGGCCUUGUGAGGGGUAGAAAUUAUGAUGUCAGACCUGAGGUGUUAAAAGUAUUUCUUCACUUAAGAAUUAAGGAAGUAGAAUUACAAAAAGAUUCUGAAGACAUUGCACCAAAGAAAAAGUUCAUGACUUACAAAGAGAAAAGAAAAAAUCUUUCCAGAAUGCAAAGAAAGUGGAAAAAAGCAGAAGAGAAACUGGAACGAGAGCUCCUGGAAGCUGAAGCAUCAGAAAGUAAAGAAAAGAAACUGAAGCUGCACACAGAGACCUUGAAUAUUGUAUUUGUAACAUACUUCAGGAUCUUGAAGAAAGCUCAGAAGUCUCCACUUUUGCCAGCUGUGCUAGAAGGUCUUGCAAAGUUUGCUCAUCUCAUAAAUGUGGAAUUUUUUGAUGACCUUUUGAUUGUCCUUCAUUCUCUUAUUGCAUCUGGGGAUUUAAGCUAUCGUGAGAGUCUUCAUUGCAUUCUCAGUGCUUUUCAUAUCCUCUCUGGUCAAGGUGAUGUUCUUAACAUUGAUCCAAUGAAAUUUUACACACAUCUGUACAAGACACUGUUCAGCCUACAUGCAGGUGGCACCAACGAGGACAUAGGGAUUGUGCUGCAGUGCCUGGAUGUCAUGUUUGCCAAGAGGAGAAAGCAAGUCUCCCAGCAACGAGCUCUUGCUUUCCUGAAGCGACUUUCCAUCCUUGCUCUUCAUGUACUUCCAAAUUCCAGUGUUGGGAUCUUGGCAACAAACAGGGUAUUCAUGCAAACAUUCCCAAGGAUGGACCUUUUACUAGACAACGAAUCUCAAGGCAGUGGAGUUUAUCUCCCAGAAUUAGAUGAACCAGAGCAUUGCAAUGCCCAGAACACAGCACUGUGGGAGCUGCAUCUACUGCAGAGACAUUAUCAUCCAACAGUGCAGAAAUUUGCAUCUCACCUUAUUGCUGGAGCUCCAACUGAAGGCUCAGGAGCUCUUCCACUUGAUUUGAGCCAAAGGUCUGCUACAGAACUUUUUGAGACAUAUUGUAUGAAGGGAAUGACCUUUAAUCCUCCUGUUGCUUCAGUAACACCCAGAAGAAAGGAUACCUUCUCGCAUAUGGGUUCAUUUGUAGAUGAAGAACUAAACAAACAGCUUCAACAACACAUCAGUGAGACUGUUGCCCACAAACCCUUGGAUUUUGCUAAGCACUUGAAGGAAUCAUCCUUGGCAUAAAUGUAUCUAUCAAUCAAGUUCACUUGGAUUCUUAAUUAUGGAGAAAGAUUGGCUGAAAGAAAUCACCAGUCAUCAUAAAAGGAAUACAAGCAGGCUUUUGUGUGAAUAUAGAAACACAGGAAAAUGUAACAGCAGUUUUUCACAGUUACAGGCCUGUCCCCCUAACCACCGAGCCCCUGUUCCAGGGGCUGGGGAAUCACAAUGAACUGUCAGUUUUUUAAAAAUAUACAAACCCAAAUAAUUUAAGAAUUGUUUGCAACCAUGCACAAUUGUUUUUUCUUUAUGUAUUUUUCUAAUUUUUAUAACAGAAUAUAGAUAUACAUGUUUCUGCAAACUCACUGGGUUGUGCUGAUAACUUAAUAAAUAUUCUGAAAAUGUUAACAUAGUGUUGACUUCUUGAUGUCUAAGUUACCUAGACAUUUGGAAUAUGUAUUGCAUUUUUCCUGUUUUUCUUCUGAUGUCUUCUAACCAUUUAUCUCAUCUUGAAAUGAUUUUAAAUUUGGUGUUUUUUUCUCCUCUGAUGAAUCUUGACACUGGCAAAUUAAAAAUACUGAAUUUCAGUUCUAAGCUGUCAUCAUGACUGAGUGCUCUACUGCAGUGUCUUCAGUAAAACAUUGCUGUCAAGAAUACUGGACAAAUAAAAGGUAAGAAUUUUUUUUUUUGUAGGUAGGUAAUUCUCUCCACAUUCUCCAAGUAUUAUUAUUGUCUGAAUGUUUUUGAAUCCAUUUUCAGCUGCAUAUUGCCUUUGCAAAGAGCAGGUGAAAUACAUGAAAUAAUUUAAAUGUGAGUAUUGUCUUUAUGUGAAUUGCAUUGCAAAGGGGAAUGUAGUGGGCUGUCCUGGCUGACACUUCUGUAGUGCUCGAUUUGUGUGUAAGUUUUGCAAAGCUUUCCUUUAAGUCAGAAAAUAUCUUAUUUUCUCUAGGGUAUUUAGUUCUGUAUCCUGAUUUAUGGCUCUUAGAUGGUUUUACAAUUAAUUUAUUUUUCUUCUAAGAAGUUUUCAGUAUUGAUCACACUAGUUCACCGAUUUUCAAGUAAUUAAACAUAAAUUUACAAACAUUUUAGAACAGACAUCUGUGUAUUAAGGGAUUAGAAAAUACCUAUGUAUUAUAUUAUACAUAUAAAAUACCUAUGUAUUAUAUUAUAUUUACUGUGUGGACUACAAACCUGCAUGCCUCAUACUGGUGGUUAUUUCUGUCUGCUUAGGCUGUCAUUCCCAUUAAUUUUCAGUAGUUUAGUUUAGUUGUUAAGUGUUUCCAAAUACAGAUGUGAUUUAAAUUCUGCAAAAUUCCAAGGGGGCCAUUUGUCAGUACCUUUGUCAGUUCAGGAAGGCAAAAACAAAGAUUCAACAUCUUAAACCAUUUAUUUUUUUUACAACAUAUACAAAUAUGGUUUAUUCAAGUCAGCAGAGAGAAAACAGUCCAGGUGGAAAAGUCACUUUUAAAAUUGUUCAUUUUACAUAGUUUCCAAACAUAAAGACUGGCACAUGGUGAUGUUGCAUUGUCAGAGUAUUUUGAUAUGGUUGAAGAGGCAGAGGAAGACAACCGUACAAGUCAUUCUGAAAGAGCUUAUACAUCUAUUGGAGCAAAAUCUAUUUACUGCUAUUUAGUUUAAUUUGCUAACUCUGCCAAAUGUCUAUCACUAUUGAAGUUACAAAAUUUUUAUCACAGACAGGGAAAAAUUGCCACCAUUGGUACAUUUAGUGGGCUACCCUAAAAGUAAACUGAGUUUUAUAGUGGAAUAGUAACAGACAGUGAUUAAAAAACAGAUGUUAAUUCAAGCAUUUGAGGAGCAGAACAGACAGGUGAGUUUCAGAAGCUGCAGACUUAGCCUGUAAAGCUAGUAGCAAAAUUUUCUCUUUUUGAAAAUAAACUAUGAAUGCAAGAGAAAGUGUUCUUGAAAUAUUUGGAUGCUUCUGUGUUGCAGUGUUUAAUUCUCAAAAGCCUUGAGGUCUAGAAGCAGACACCUUCCUAAAAGCAGCUAUUCAGACACCUCACCUAGUAAUAUUUGUAAGCAAGGAAAAAAGUGUCACUAGGCUUAAAAAACCAAAAACUGAGAUAGUAUUUUUUAGUGUUCUGACUGCUCCUGGUGGGGUCGGUAAGACAGAAGCAGGAAGCCUUUGGGCGGUGGAGGAAGCAGCUCCUGCAGUGCCCCAGUUCCCACAAGCAGAGAGCUCUGCAGGCACACAGGAGCUGGCACUGCCCCGCUUCUGGCCCUUACAGGCACACACUGCAGGCACCAUGUGCUGCACAGGAAAGGGUAAGAAAUUGAUAGAAAAGGAGCAGUUUUAAAAUAGUACAGAAUAAAAGACUUUUGUGUUUUCUGUCCAAUAGGCAGUGGAGCAGGAGAAGCAGAUUUCCACCUGAAAAGUGUGCAGUGCAAGGCCUGCUACUGCUCAGAGACUGCAUGUUUCUGGAAGAUGUUGAUUAUUUACAUUCCUUUCUUUCAAACUUUAUCCUGGAAGCUGCUUCCUGUAAAUAGUUUGUAAUGUAAAAAUAAAUGUAUUUUCCUAAUUGAUGUCCAUACUCAGCCAGAAGCAUGGAAAAGGACAAAGUUAUUUUGUCAGUUUUGUCAUAGGAAUGUGUGACAGAUUCCUGCAGAAAUAAAAGCUGUGGCUAAACAGAAUAAACAUUCCUAUUAGCAUAACAACUUAGGACAUGAAAACUCUUUAACUGGGCUUUCACAAAAGUUAACAACUCCCCCUUGCUCUUUAAUGUUUCAAGUGGUUUUGAAUUUCCACUGCUUUGAACCAGCAAGAGGAAGGGCACUGCAAUUCUUUCCCUAAUUCACACCAAAGUGUAUCAUGUUUCACCAAGAAAAGUUUACCUGGAUAUUUACCAAUACCUAAACUUUAAAUUAAGUGAUGCACGUACUUUAAUGAAAAGACUGGAACAGGUUCAUUAGCCUUACACAAUUCCAGAUGUCUACAGGCCUACAAAAUUAGGGUUUCUAAAUAAAAAGUCAAAUAUUUUGCUGUUCUUUUUCACGGUAAGAAACAGCGGACAGAGGAGGUUUUGACUGUGAUUGAUGAUGAAGAUACUUACAUUAAUAAGCUAUUACCACAGCUAGAAAAAUUCUGUUAGCAGAAAUAGUGCAAAACUGCUGAUUUUAAAUGCCCACAAGACUUCAGGCUAGUGUUAGGCACAAUAUGACAUGACUACGGAUGUCCCCUUUGCUUCCCCAUGAUUAUUUUUUGCUUUUAUAUCUAUGUGACAGAAAAGCACUAGUGGAUGACAACAAGGAUAUAAGAACUUUCUGUGUUGAAUCCAGCUAAUUAGCAAGGUAUCUGCCAGCCUACUGUGAUACUUACUACAGGCAAUAUUAAGAAUUUUCAGAGCUGCUAAAAAACCCAAAAAAACACACCAACAAAAAGAAAAAGCUAAACAGGUAGGGGCACACUACAGGACAUUAAGCGUUGUUUUUAGAAUGCCACAAAAACACCAAAAGCAAAAAUUUCUCAGUGACAUAAAAUUGUGUUAAAAUAACAGAGAGAAUGAAGGUAACAUUUUAAAAAAUUUGCAUUAGUUGAACUGUGCAGCAGGUUGAUGUAUUUCCCAGUAAUUCCAAAGUAUUCCAAAGCAAACUAUGCAUAUAGAACUAUAUGUAAGUUGUCACUUCUUAACAUUUUGCUCAGGCUCAGUCUUUUCCUUGGGCAGGAUGGAGAGGAGCACGUGUCCCUCACAGGGGCUGCUACUGUUGGACCUGGUAAGGAGUGACAGGCUGAGCUGGUUGGGGGUUAUGUUGCUGAUUUGUAAAAUGCUGAUUUGGUACAUAAGUUCAAAACUUAACUUUUGUGAAAGAUGAGCAGUGGGAAGUGCAUGGCCUCUGUGAGGACAUGCCACUGAGAAAUCGGACUUUUUUGUAUGUCUGUGGUUAUUUUUUCUGAAAGCUGGAAGUGACCUCAAGAGGGCACUUUUUUGCUUUGGUAAGUGGCUACUUCAUAAGCAUUUUCUGUAGUGUAUAGUGAAAGACUUCAGAGUUUCUGGUGACAGAAUGCAGGGUCUGUCUGCUUGUUUAUAUGCCAGUUAAUAACUUUUAUUUUCUUUUAUUUCAUUUUCUUAUUCAGGAUGGGGGGAGGGGGGGCAUUAGCUGUCAUGAGACUACUGCCUGUAACUUCUUUCCUCUAGUGAAACAAAAACACAUGCAGAGCAGUUUGUUCCCCACAGACACAUUUCUUGUGGGAGAUCAAAGGGAUGGCUGAUGGCAGCAGUUGUUUAAUUUGUGCCCCGGUAAUGGAUUAUUUUAAACAACUAAACAUAUCAGUAACUCCCAUGGAGGAAAAAAAAAAGAGACUACCAUAACUAACUUUGAUAACAAAAGAUGAAUUCAGCACAUGUAGAACUUCACAACAGCGUUUCUAUGUAAACAGAAUUGUCAAGAGUUAGAGUGUAAAGUUCUUUAUACUGUCUGGGUUUGACAGACAAGUAAAAAGACAGUUCCUGACUAUAUGGAAAAAUGUGGUUUGAAUUCGAAAUUUUGAAAUGUUAAUUACACUUAUCAAUGCAUUGUUUUGAAUUUGGUCAGUACUGGGUACUAAACAUCUUGUGCUGAAAAGAAAGAACCAGAAAAGUUCUAAUACUUUUUUCCUCUAAAUCCAGAGAAAGAUAAAAAAAUCUGCAUUUUCUAAAAAGUAGUAUAUGAUAAAUAUACUAUACAAUGGCAUGUACUUUGAAACAUGGUAAUAAAUAUUCUUUCUUUAAACACAAGCCUGGAAAACUAAAAUUUAUAAGAAGAAAAUGUUGUUCCUUGCCAAGAUCUCACUACCAGUAAGAAGUACUCAGCUAUUGUACACUAUUUUGUUAAUGUAGCUAAACCAUAAAUAAUUUUGAGUGUUUCGUGUAUAUUCACCAAAGUUAAACAGAUAUGCAAAGGAAGUUACAGUAUAUUUAAAUCUCUUUACAAUCACUUAACACAGUGUUUAACAGUAAUCAUCAGGUAAAAGUGCGUUAUUUUAAUAUAAUACACAUAAAAAACCA
This is a messenger RNA of Passer montanus (Eurasian tree sparrow), 7411 nucleotides long. It is a transcript of the gene NOC3L, whose product is annotated as NOC3 like DNA replication regulator. Gene Ontology annotation, molecular function: chromatin binding. Gene Ontology annotation, biological process: DNA replication initiation. The record is from RefSeq and is a predicted model, not a curated record. NCBI's taxonomy places the organism in Eukaryota, Metazoa, Chordata, Aves, Passeriformes, Passeridae. The transcript is spliced from 21 exons. Gene Ontology annotation, cellular component: nucleolus. Bases 39 to 2438 code for a protein of 799 amino acids.